Messenger RNA from Macrobrachium nipponense, 1411 nucleotides. Its product is annotated as S-phase kinase-associated protein 1. Bases 112 to 600 code for a protein of 162 amino acids. NCBI's taxonomy places the organism in Eukaryota, Metazoa, Arthropoda, Malacostraca, Decapoda, Palaemonidae. Gene Ontology annotation, molecular function: cullin family protein binding. The transcript has 4 exons. Gene Ontology annotation, cellular component: nucleus; cytoplasm. The record is from RefSeq and is a predicted model, not a curated record. Gene Ontology annotation, biological process: SCF-dependent proteasomal ubiquitin-dependent protein catabolic process.
UCAAUUCCGUGGUUUAUAGAUGGCAGCAGCACAGCAGACAAAGCAAUGCUCUUCGAACCAUCAACAGUGAGCGAGUGAGAAAGUCGUGCUCCCUUCCUACUAAACGUCAAGAUGCCAAGUAUUAAGCUCCAGAGUAGUGAUGGGGACACCUUUGAAGUGGAUGUCGAAAUAGCAAAACAGAGUGUAACCAUCAAAACUAUGCUGGAAGAUCUAGGUAUGGAUGAGGACGAAGAAGAAGUUGUUCCCUUACCUAAUGUCAAUGCUGCUAUUCUGAAGAAAGUGAUUCAGUGGUGUACGUAUCACAAAGAUGAUCCUCCUCUUCCUGAUGAUGAUGACAAUAAGGAAAAACGUACAGAUGAUAUCUCCUCAUGGGAUGCAGACUUUCUCAAAGUGGACCAGGGAACAUUGUUUGAAUUGAUCCUUGCUGCUAAUUACUUGGACAUCAAAGGUCUCUUAGAUGUUACGUGCAAGACUGUGGCCAACAUGAUCAAAGGCAAAACCCCUGACGAAAUCCGCAAAACCUUCAACAUCAAGAAUGACUUCACUCCAUCAGAAGAGGAGCAAGUACGCAAAGAGAAUGAAUGGUGUGAAGAGAAGUAAAUGAUAAAACCCAAUAUAUUAUUUAUCUGUAGGUGAUCAGAAAUUAUAGAAUAAAGUGUUACUUGACUUAGGCUGCCAUACCCUCAAGAGAUGUGUAAUCCAGAGGUGCUUAAGUUUGUACACAGCAAUGCCAGAACAAGCCUCUCAUGGAUUGGAAACUUUUAAGCCAUAAGGCUAAGUUCUACUUGGCACUUGUAUCAACUUUCCCUAGUAAUCUAUGUAAUUAUUCUUGUUUACUUUUUUUAACUUUCAUUGUUUUGUGAAUGUGGUAUUGUGAAUGUGGUACUAUAUAAUUGGAAAUUCACAGUUGCCAUAUUUGGGAACAUUUGGUGUCUGAAGUGAAGGAAGAUUUUCUUUUUGGUCAACAGUUGAGAAUUGUGGUAGCCAAAUUUACUAUGGAUAACCUACAACUCACAAUUGUUCACUUUCUCAGAUCUCUGAUUUGUCAUUUGAUGUCUGGACAAUACAUUUUUUUCCGUUUAAUUUCUUUUUGAAUUUCAUAGGUACUGUACCAUUCAAACCUUAACAUUUACCAAGUGCAAUGUUGAUGUCAGCUUCAUCAGACAUUCAAAGAAAGGCAUAUUUUAUAUAAUUUUGUUUUGUCCCCCAGUGUGAGUAGCUUUUUCCUUUGCAGUCCAUUCAGUAAAUAACAUGCAUUAGUGUCCAACAGUAGUGAUAUUUUGAUAAAGCACUGCAUAUAAUGCACUUGUGAUGUAUUUAUUGGCCACCUUUUUUUCUCAUAUUUUAUUUUGCUUGUUCUGAAUGUGAAGGAAAUUUUAUUAUUCUUGUCUAAAUAAACCUCCAAGUUAAA